AUGCCAGAAGUCCUCUCGAAUUCUUCCUCCAUAUUCGGCCACAAGAAGAAAGCUAUUGGUCGCAAAUUAAGCAACGAUGAAAGAAAGAACUAUAGGGAUGAACAGCGCCUGCUACAGGGUAGUCAACCUACAAGGGACCGUCGUGCAAUUCCUAUCCAGCCAGGCUCGUUCGCGAAGAAGCACGAGACGUUUAAACCCACAAAUACCAUAGGAAUCAAGCCAGGGACACGGUUAAACCAGCCCUCGUCAGCGUCAAGUCAUUCAUUCGCCAGGCCCAAACCUUCGGGGUUAGAUAGGUCUACGGUUAUACCAGAUUCAGAUGACGAGGGCACACCACCCAAAAAACGAUUGAAACGACAGGAUCCCGAAAUAAUUGAUCUUGAGGAGAAUGAGCAGCCGUUGACAGUCCCACAAUCUCCGAACACCAAAAUUUUAUUUGAAAGAUCCCCUCCUCGAACUCCAGUCCGAGAGAAGAAAAGCACGCCGCCAAUAAUUUCACGAUACGGGCGCAUCGCGGGUGCUGACCGAAAAUCCCCGGCUCCUUUCACUCCUAAGCGUAAGCCCUGGACUGGUCGCAGGAUAGAUGUAAUCCCCGAAUCGGAAGAUGAGACGCCUGAAAAACAACCAAAACAAGAGCAAAGACGAGCCACUGUUGGUUAUUCCAAGGAUAAGCUUACCACCCCCAAUAGACCCCGUGACCAAACUAUCCCCAAGGUGGUGGUAGAAGUCCCGGACCCGGCAACGCUAGUUGACUACCCUAAAGAAGUCGAGAACAUUGUGAAUCACAGUUCUACUCAAGGUGGUGAUCGGCGCAUUUGUGAUCUCAGGGAAAGUCCGGAUGAGCUUCAAGGAAACAAGACUAUCCCAGAUGUUUGGAAGGAGCACAAAAACCUCAAAAGAGAAGUUUCACCAAGCAACAUUCGUCACACCAGGUUUACCAGCACCGCAGACCGGAAGCUUCCUCAGCCACCUGCAGAAAAGAAAACGAAAAGGAAGUCUACACCAGUGACCUUUGAUUUAAGCAUGUUCCGCUACGGAGACUUCUCAGCUGAACCGUUGUCUCGAUUAGCCUACGAUACAACGGAGACAUCUAAGUUUUUUGUGACUUCUGCCGGUAAUGAUGUUUGCUCUUCGAAGGGUCGGUCUUUUGACCUAUUGAGAGCGAUCAAGAUGGACUAUGGCGAACCUAACUGCAGCAAAAUUCGACUCACCUUUCCAAGGUCACAUAACCCAGGUCCCGAAUUUGCCGACAUCGAGUUUUCCAGUGAUCAAGAGAAAGAGAGAUUCUUGGAUUUUAUCCUAACGAAAACACCUUCCCUUAAGCCGUAUUCGAAGAAAAGGAAAUGGAUGGAACGCAUAUUUCAACUAAAGGAUAUUACCGCGAUAGAUGAACCGAAGCCCCAGAAAUCUAGGACAUCAAAUGCUGCAAGCGAGGCGAACUUACCAAAAGUUCAGCCAAAACGAAUGAAACUAAGUGAUAAUCUUACGAAUGGAGACCAGCCUGCGUCUAAUCGCUCAAUUGAAAAAUUGAGUCACGCUCACCCGUCUCCGAGUCGCGCAGAGCCAGCUACAUCUAUCCCUAUCAAGGUAAACCGGAUUCCACCGCUUACACGAUAUACUCGGUCUCUUUCCCGGAAACAAAACGUUGAGAUUGAUAGUGAGAAUGAAGAUGACAAUGAUACGAGUACUUCCGUCUCUGACGUGCCCGGCAAGCGAUGGCAGAAUCCUCUUGUAUACCCAGCGGCUGGUAAGAAGAAGGCUGAGGUAGAAGAACAUGACUUAGACCGGCUUAGACCGCAUGAAUUCUUAAACGACAAUCUUAUUGGGUUAUAUAUUCGAUUUCUCGAACAUCACUUGGAACGCCAACACCCGGAUUUCGCAAAACGUGUAUACUUCUUCAACUCCUACUUCUUUGCGACUUUGACAAAUACCUCGAAAGGCCAGAAAGGGAUUAACUAUCAGGGUGUUGAAAAAUGGACAAGAUCCUUUGACAUAUUUGCUUUUGAUUAUCUGGUUGUACCAAUUAAUGAGGAUGCCCAUUGGUACGUGGCAAUUAUCUGCAACUUGCCAACCUUGCUUUUACCAAAGGCGGGAAAUCGAUCUGGCUCAGAAGACGUUGAAAAAGCUGAGAUCCCAAAAACACUUGGUGCUGCAGCAGCAGCAGAUUCCCUUAAUGCACCGUCUAAGGUUGGGGAAUUAGAUGCUGGCCAGUCACCGCCUGAUGCUACCAAGGAAGGCCAUGUCCGAGAAUCUUUCACAUCUUUGAACCUGAACGAUGAUUCGGCAGAACCUAAUUUUUCUGGGGGAGAUAAGGAAGCUGAGCCCCCCGAAGCUGACGAAUGGCCGGACGAAGAUGAAAACCGAAUGCUGCAUUUGACAUACCAGAGGAGAGCAAAAUUGUUGCUGGAGAAAGCUCUUGAGCCCGUAAAGGAGGCUCUCAAAUCUUCUAAAGUGACCGAACCAGCAGUCGUCUCCAAAACAUCCAAGGUCGCAAGAAAGCGCGGUAAAAAGGGGAGGAACCCAGGCAUUCGAUAUAACGAAAACCAACCUGCGAUCAUUAUUUUUGACUCGUUGGAUUGCCCGCGGCGCCCUACUAUAGAAAUUCUUCGGGAAUACCUUGAGGAGGAAGCCAAAGCAAAACGGUCAUUGACAAUCGACUCCAAAGAAGUAGUAGGAAUGAAUGCGAAGCAAAUACCGCAUCAGCCGAACUUUUCCGAUUGUGGACUAUACCUACUCGCAUAUCUCGAGAAAUUUGUGCGGAAUCCAGACCUCUUCGUGAGAUCAGUGCUUCGCAGAGAAAUGAACAGAAACAAGGACUGGCCAGCUAUGAAACCAGGUUUAUUUCGGUCUCGCUUGCGCAAGUUUCUCUUUGAACUUUAUGAGGAGCAACAAGCAUUGAAGGAUGGAAAGCUGGAAAAGAGCCAGCCCCUUAUGGCCGACGCGAAGUCUUUAAAUAUACUGUUGGACAAUACCCUGGUGGAGGAUAACGUUACGACUGAUGAUGAUGGAAAAGAGCCCGGGGUAGCCAAAGCCUCUCCAACGCCAUCAACUGCCAAACACGCCAUCUCGGACCAUCCAGUGACCCCUACUCGCACAUCCCCUCGCAGUAUCGGAAGGAUGAAAGGUGCCCCUAUGUCCAGCCCUCUGAAGACUCCAAAGACUUCAGUCGCUACCACUGUUCCUUUAUCUAGCGAUUCUAUGCUUCUCAGUUUGUCUGACACCACCGCUAAACAAGACAAGCUUGAUGAGACCGAGAAACAUAGCGAUGAAACCAUUCAAGUCCCUAUGACACCACCCCCAAUAAAUCCAAUUACUGUGGACGCCAGCCCAACCCACAUGUAA
Messenger RNA from Nannizzia gypsea CBS 118893, 3342 nucleotides. RefSeq names its product Ulp1 protease. The coding region runs from base 1 to 3342 and encodes 1113 amino acids. Gene Ontology annotation, biological process: protein desumoylation. The transcript is spliced from 6 exons. Gene Ontology annotation, cellular component: cytoplasm; nucleus. Lineage: Eukaryota; Fungi; Ascomycota; Eurotiomycetes; Onygenales; Arthrodermataceae. The record is from RefSeq and is a predicted model, not a curated record. Gene Ontology annotation, molecular function: SUMO-specific endopeptidase activity.